Molecule: messenger RNA, 2020 nt
Organism: Carlito syrichta (Philippine tarsier)
Lineage: Eukaryota; Metazoa; Chordata; Mammalia; Primates; Tarsiidae
Gene: MFSD6L
Product: major facilitator superfamily domain containing 6 like
Exons: 1
Coding region: 1-1791 (596 amino acids)
Cellular component (GO): membrane
Source: RefSeq, a predicted model, not a curated record
AUGAGCGCCAACCCCCAGUGGGACAUCAGGAGGACGCUGGGGGUGGCCAAGCUCUUCCACCUGGUGUGUGGGGUCCGGGAUGCCUGCGUGUCCCCGUUCCUGACCCUCUACCUGAGGCAACUGGGCUUGACCGCGCCCUGGGUGGGCAUCCUAAUGGGAACCAAGCACCUGGUCGCAGCCUUCUGGGCUCCCAUCUGUGCCUUCCUGGCCAAAAGCUACCGGAAACGGAGAGUGCUUCUGCUAGGCUCGCCGCUUAGCUCGGUGGGAGCCAGCUUGUUGAUGGUCCUGGUCCCACCGUUGGACAAAGAUCUGAUGAACCGCUCUUGUAAUGGAAGCAGUGGCAUGGCUACCACAGUCGCACCACUGGGGGUCACACUAACUGUGAAUAUCACCUCUGCCCGAGAGCCUGCCCCGAACCGCCCAGCAGGGACGUCCAGCCUCCCAGCCAAGAGGAGUACUGGAAUGGUGGAAGUCUCUGGCUUCAGAAAUGGCCCUGGUGGAAGUGACCAAGAAACCUUCAGUGAUCUGCACACCUAUUUAGUGGGCUCACUUGAAGGAGUCAGGACCACGUCCCAAGUUCUCUUGCAUCCUGUCACUUCAGGGGCGAAAGAUAGUCCCUGGGAAGGUACUUUUGAGCUGGUCAAGACUGCCCCCCCCUUGCUUCCCGGGGACACAGCACAGGGAAGUCCAGCCAACCUAUCGGCGGCCAAGGGAAAUGCCCAGGCCCUUGACCUAUCCUUGGAAGGGUUGCAGUGGACUUUCAUCCUCUCCUUGGGGUCCAUGGUGUUCUGGGAGCUGCUGACAGCCCCUCUGGAGCAGGUGGCAGAUGACAGCCUUUACGAAUACUUGGAUUUUGUGGAUGCCACUGAUAGGUACAGAAGCCUCUGGAUCUGGAGAUUGCUGGGCAUGUCGGCAGGCGUGUGUGGCAUCGCAGCCUUGGUGGGGCAACUGGACUGCUCCCUGAUGACCAGUGCUUCCCGGGGUGUGGUCCACUUCUACGGCUAUUCAGUAGUCAGCACCCUGGCUCUACUGGUGAGCAUUGCCUUUCCUAUUCCUGUCUGCCGGCGGGAGCCCAGCUACAAAAACGUCAAAGCACUGUCUCUUGUAGGGGGUGAUGCCCGCCUCAUUCUCCUAGCCUCCACGGUCUUUUUGACAGGAGCCAUUAUCAGUACUGUGCAGAACUUUCUGUUCUGGCACAUGCAGGACCAUGGGAGCAGUGAGCUGGUCAUGGGUUUCUCAGUCACCCUCAGCUUGCUGGGGGAGAUUCUGCUUUAUCCAUUCAAAGCUACUUUGCUUAAGAAACUGUCCAAGGUGGGCACAGUGGGGCUGGGACUGGGCUGCCUUGCCGGGCAGCUGCUCUACUACUCCUUUCUCUGGAGCUGGUGGUCUGUCCUCCCUGUCCAGAUCUUGAGUGCUGUCAGCAAUGGGGCUCUGUGGUGGGCAGUGGGAUCCUUGAUCGAGGACAUGGCCACUCCCGGCAUGGAGAGACCUCUGAGUGCCAUGUUCCGAGGCCACUUUUAUGGAAGUGGUUCUAGCCUGGGUAGCUUUAUGGGGGGCUUUGUGGUGAUGCACUCCAGCCUGGCUGUGCUCUACCAGGCCUGCUCUGUGGCCCUGUUGCUCUGGUUGGCCUUGUUCCUGUCCAUACAGCGGAGGCUGCCUCAAGAGCGUAAAAUCAACUACUCAAAGCUGCUGUCCGUGGAGGCAAGUGACACCAGUGACUGUGAGCAGGGGACGGAACGGGACUGGCUUGUGAAAGCCAUGAGGGAGGAACACUCAGACUGGGAGGGAUGAGAGAAAGUCUGAGUGCACUAAUCUGGGAAGGAACCAAUGAAUUGGACAAAACUCAGUCUGCCAAGGACAAAAUACUGCCUUGGACUGCAAGGAGCCUUGGGAGAGAGGAAGUGUGUCUGUGCCAGAGGCCAGACAAGAUCAUCUCAAUGCAUGAUUUUCUUUACCUCCGUAGUAAAAGGAGAUUUAACUUUUUGCCAUUCUAUCUUUUUCAAAUGAUGGAGGAAGAAUA